Chironomus riparius is the source of this 2940-nucleotide messenger RNA. The record is from the annotation of a GenBank genome assembly. NCBI's taxonomy places the organism in Eukaryota, Metazoa, Arthropoda, Insecta, Diptera, Chironomidae.
AUGAAUAUUUUAUGGAUUGUUCUAAUUGUCGGACACUUGAGUAAUUUGGCAUUAUGUCAAGGUCAACCGAAGUACAGUCUACAAAAUAUGCCGCACACUAGCUUUUCAUGUCGUGAUAAAAUUCUCGGCGGUUACUAUGCAGAUCCUGAGACGAAUUGUCAAAUGUUUCAUAUUUGUGUGAAAGUUGCAGGAGUCGGAAUCCAAGAUUUCCGAUUCUUGUGCCCAAAUGGAACUGCUUUUGAUCAGGAAGCUCAAAUUUGCGCAGAUUGGGGUGAUGUAGAUUGCGAGGCAGCAACAAUCUUCUAUGGAGCAGACAAUUUUGACCUUUAUCGUAUAGGAACAAAUUUUGAAAGCAAGAAAUCAAAUCGUGCGGACGAGGAUGAAUCAAUUUUCCAUCUACAACAUGCUGAAUCAAGUGAUGCACGAAGAAGUAAGCAGUAUGUAUCAAAUCAGAAUUCUAUUCAGAAUCAACCUCGACCUACCACAACUGUAAAAACCACAACAUUCCGAACUACUCAACGCACAACUCCCUAUACUUUUCCAACAACAACAUCAACUACAACUUCGACAACUGUCAGACCAACAAGCACUUCCGCGCCACGAAGUUAUUUUGAAAGUAGUACAACACGAGAAUUCGUGUCAACUUAUAAGCCAACAUUACAUCCAAAACAUUUCAUCGAUGAUAAGGCAGUAAUAUCAACGUAUCGACCAAAAAAUGCUAACGAUUACUUUAAUAGGGCAAAAGCCUCAUCAAAUGAUGAUGAAAUAUUCAAGCAGUCCCAAAGCUCACACUUUUAUAACAAUAAAAAUAAUGGCAAAGAAGAUUUCGAAGAUGAAUUUGUGAAAGCAACAAAGUCACCAGCUAAACAAAAAGUGCGUGGACGUCAACGUGGCAGAAGCAAGUUCCGUAAUUCAAAUAAUGUAAAUGCAGUAACUUCAGCACCUGUACGUAAUAAUAAUUUCCAAACUCCGACGACGUCUACACAAAGAGUACCAUUCGAACAAAAUACAAGAACUACAUUCACAAAUACUCCAAUUGUUGUACAACCAAUUGUGAAUCAAAGACAAAAUGUGACACAAUUGCAAGCAUCAAAUAACUAUCAAUCAUCGCAAUCAAGGCAAACGACUACAUACUCUUCCACAAAUGCACCAAAUUUGGUAAGAACCACAGACGAGACAUUCUUCGAUGUUCCAAAAAUCAAACAGAAAGUUCAAACCACAAAAUUGAAGAGCGCUUCAUCACCACUUAAUGUCGUUCCAUUGGCACCUUCUACAACUACAACGUCAUCGACUUUUGCACCUCAACCAGCCGUGCCACAAUUCAAUUACAAUUCAUUCCCGCAAAAUAACUUUGGUGCCAUCCCACAACGUGUUAUUAUUCCCAGUCAAUUAAGUCCCGAACAGAGACUCGCAUUACAAGCCUCAAAUGGUAACUUAAAUAAUUUCCAAACGACAGUGACAACGACUCAAACGCCCUCGACAACGACACCUGUCACGCCUCAGCAAUUUAACAGAGCUAAUCAAUUGGGAAAUUCGCAAAAUGAACAAAAGACAAAAGUCUCGCAACAGAAAUUCAAUUUCAAGACACAAAAGUAUGAGUUCAUUGAACCACAGAAUCCAACGACACAGUUCUAUAAUCCAAAAUACGAGACAAAGGGGUCAGAUCAAUCUGGUAUUGAAAAUAUUAACUUGGAACCGACUAGAAGUAACUUUGUCAAGCUACAUAAUAAAACGUAUGCAUCAAGACAGACAACGACUGGAUUUGAUGAAAAUAAGCCUACAACAUUCAAUCCACAACAGUACUAUCAAUCAGAUCAAUAUCAAAACUUAUCACCACGUGGAUUCUCAUUAGCAGCACAGCAACAGCAACAACAGAAGAAAACUCCAUCCCCAGAAAUUCGUCCACAAAUCACAUCAAGAUCAGAAUCCCGAAAUCACAAGAAAUUCUCAACUCUCGUGCCGAAAGAAAAUUACAACUUUCCAACUACAUUCAAGCCAGAGACGUACAGUAAGAAGCAUGUAGACACGAAAAUUGAAAAGAUUUCAAACCCAAACAAAUAUUACUCACAAAUUAUCACUAAUGCUCCGACAGUUGGAACUACAACAACAACAACUUUAGCACCAAUUCCACAGCAAUACAAUAAUAAUAAUAAUCAAUUUAACAGUCAAACGACCACCUCGAGAUACGCCAAUUAUUUCUCAACAAGUACCACACCGAGACCAUUGGGCAUCGGCGAAGAAGAUGAUGGACUGUACAGACCUGAUUUGUAUGAGAAAGAUUUAUUUAAAAAUAAAGCAAGAUUGCCAACAAGAACUUCAGUUCCAUCAUCGACACCUGUGAAGAAUACUUUAGUUCCAUCUUCGACACCUGUGAAGAAUACUUUAGUUCCAUCAUCGACACCUGUGAAGAAUUAUUCAGUUUCAUCAUCAAUACCUGUGAAAAAUACUUCAGUUCCAUCAUCGACACCUGUGAGAAAUACUCCAUCAUCAAUACUUGUGAAAAAUACAUUAUUCCAAUUCUAUCAGACAUCAACCACAUUAGCACCAUCAGUUAGAAAUUAUAUCCAAAAUAGUGAUGAAGAUGAGUUCCUUAAAACUGAGCAUUCACAAAACAUUUUCGCUAGUGGAAAUCAAUUGAGAGCUGAAAAGGAGAAAGAGAAGAUCUUUGGCAAGACUUAUGAGCAAUACUCAGAGACAUCCAGUCCUCGUCCGUUUUCCAAACCAACCCUUCCACCGACUACAACUCAAUAUACAACUACAACUUUUAAAACAACAACCAGAACGAUACCCAAAUCGUCGUCAUCAGCAAAGCCUAAAGUAGAUAAAGAUGUCAGUUACGACUAUCAAUAUUAUGACACGAAUGGCGAUCAUGAAUAUCCAGAGGUAGAAGCUAUUGAGGAUUUCGGCAGAACAGUAAAGAAAUCAAGCACCAGUAAUUGA